This is a messenger RNA of Sphaeroforma arctica JP610, 867 nucleotides long. RefSeq lists its product as hypothetical. Gene Ontology annotation, molecular function: protein binding. Lineage: Eukaryota; Ichthyosporea; Ichthyophonida. The transcript is spliced from 3 exons. The record is from RefSeq and is a predicted model, not a curated record. Bases 52 to 810 code for a protein of 252 amino acids.
CUCCUUGAGAAGGCUGUGUCUCUGGAACCUGAUACUGGCUUCCGGAAAUACAUGAUGCUCGCAAUGUUAUAUCCGGGCACACAAUCGCUCGCAUUCUACGAAAAGGGCGUGAGCGUGUUGAAGUUUGACAUGAGUACAGCACUUCCCACACCUGUGGCUGGGGACGACUGGAGUAUCAGUUUGGCAUCGGCAUAUACUAGCAUAGCUGAAUUGUAUAUGACUGAUCUGUGCAUGGAAGCCAAAGCUGAGAGCGAGUGUAAGAGGGUUUUACAACUCGCGGUGGAGGCUGACCCAGAAAAUAUUGAAGCGCUUCAAACGUUCGCGUCGUAUUAUAUAAGUGCGUGCGAUAAGGAUCAAGCCAGGCAAGCGAUUGCAAAGAGUGUAUCGCUUUGGCUUAAAGUCGAAGAGAUUGAGAAAUUAAAGGCAGGCGGAUUAACAGAGGAGGAGGCGAUUGGUGGAAUGGACACGGAGUCACUGCCAUCCUAUGAGUUUAGAAUCAACACCGCCAGAAUUCUGUCGGAAUUAGAGAUGUAUAAGGAAGCUUUGUUGGUCUUGAGCCGGUUAGAAAAGGAAGACGAUGAGGUGGUGGAGGUCUGGUAUAUGCACGGUAUCGUUGCACAACUGAUACAGGACCAUACCACGGCUAUAGAGUGUUUGAGAGAAGCGGAGAAGCUGUUCGUCAAGACUGGUUGCCCCGACCACGAGGUCCUUUCGCAUAUCAAGAGUAUAUUAGAAACGUAUGAAAAAGAGGGCUUGAUAAACUCAGACGGCAGCCUUAAUGCAGACGCCGGAGAAGAUAUGAGUGAGUAGCCGAACCUUCCUCCUUAUUUAAAAUAUUAGAUAUAAAAAUUUACAUGGCGCCCACUG